UGAAGACAGCGCAACCUGAGCCGAAAUGACGCAAUUGCUGGUAAUCAUGAUGAGAAUUAUGAGGUCGAGGGUUUGGCCAAGUGCUGGAGUAAGUGGCUUUUUUUUAUACCUCGGGUAUGCAUUGAGAGUUCUCGAUGGUGUGAAGCCGGGUGGCCAUAUCACCAUCCCAAGAGCCCUUCAAUGCUCGACAUGAAGUCUUAGCAGGCGUGUCCUACCUCAACAUCGCAAGAGUGAGGAAAACAGUUAGGGAGGGAUUGCUACUCAAUGCGCUUGCACAGCA
Hyaloscypha bicolor E is the source of this 280-nucleotide messenger RNA. RefSeq lists its product as uncharacterized. The transcript has a single exon. The coding region runs from base 26 to 193 and encodes 55 amino acids. NCBI's taxonomy places the organism in Eukaryota, Fungi, Ascomycota, Leotiomycetes, Helotiales, Hyaloscyphaceae. The record is from RefSeq and is a predicted model, not a curated record.